GAAUGGUCGGGGGGUCUAUAAACGUCCCUUUCCGCCCCUCCAGGACCGCUUGCACGUGGACCAGCGCCCGAGAACGUUUCCAACUGCUCGCUGAUGAAUUGAGUCCAAUAGUGUUCGUUCGGAGGAUCGCCAUGAAUUGCAGUCGCCAGAUGCAAGGUGACCAUGCACUCUUGCUGAUUUGCCCCGUAUUUUAUGUCGCCAUGUUGGCGAUAGUUCCGGAUGAAGAACACUAUAUGUGGCGGCCUAGGUCCUAUCCCGUGUGUCGUUUGAGCGCAACAGGGCGGGCAUUAACGCCGAACGUUUGCAACCUCAGCUGGAUCCUCAGGGCGCGGAAGCUGACCGAACAACUUGAAGCCAGUCUGAUGCUGAUUGAGGCCGAGGAUCCAUCCUCAAUGGGGGCCUGAGACCCAACGACAGAGAGAUUGGAGUUGCAGCAACAUCAGCGCCGCUGACGGGAGCAGGCGAGAUCAUCACCACGCGCAGCAUUUUCGGAACCGUGGUACUCCCGUGCUGGCCAGCCAACGCGGAGAUAUUGCACGCCUUUGCGACAUUCAGUUUCGGACCUAGGACGAUUAACGUCGCAUGGGUACCCCUCGCUUCUUCAACGGGUCUUUCGAAAUGCAGGCAUGGUGGUCUGGACCGUUCGAGGAUCUAGCAUGGUAGUUCGCUUCAUCAUUGUCCAAUGCCAAAAACGCUGCAUGGUCGAUCUACUCGUUAUCCAUGUUGGGCCGGGGUUGCCUGACUGGUUUCCGUCCAAUCCAAACGAUAUAGUUGGAGAAAGACAAUGCAUGGUCACAGACAAGAAAUGCUCGGCUUCGAGAACGACGGCGAAAGCAAUUUAGAGGCUGCAUUCGACUGUCCCACCACGCGUGUCAAUGAGAACAGAGCUGCAAUGGAAAGCGGUUCGGGAUGUCAUACGGUAGCAAAGUCUGGUCAGGCUAACUCCGCCUCGCCUCAGCCAGUCCCUACACCUUGUUCAUCGCGUCUCCGUUUCCGAGUCUUCCGUAUUCUGACCAGCACCCGCCGGUUCUGGAGGAGGGUCGUAGUCGUCGUCAAACUGCCCACCCCGCCCAUUCGCCGUUGCCAUAUCCAGACACUCCUGGCAGGAGGUGAACAUCCAUCCUCCUGGCGUCUCCGCCAUCCUCCCCUGGUCGUCCCCGCACGUCUCGCACGUCCAGUACGAGUCGUUUUCCGCCGUGUCAAUCAGAUCCCCGAGAUCCAGCCCACCGCCCAGGUCGGACGUGUAUGUCCCAGAGAUAGUGACCCGCAAGCCGCCGUACUUCUCUUUAAGUCCGGUGUAGGUGAUGCCUGGAUGAUGCGUCUGGAGCGCGGCGCUGAGCCAGCGAAGCAGGCCUUCCCAUCCGUUGCCAGUGUAGACUUCUCUGGGAUGCCCGAAGUCGGUGAAGAGCGCUGGAAAGUCGGCUGCGAGACGAUAACCGAUGCCAGUCUGGCUCGCGGCCAUAGUUCAAUUCAAGAUUUGGCAAGUCAUCUCUGACAGCCGUUGAUUCAGAUGUGAUCCGUCGUCCGGCUUUGUGACAUUGCCGACACGGAAAUACUACAGUUUUCGUAUUUAGCGGAUGGAGAUCGGUUACAGCCGCCACAGCCUCAUGCGUCGGAACCGCCACGCAACCGCGCACACACCCAAAGCGUACGUAGAGAGGACAGUCAACGACACAAAUGCGCCAGCGUACAUGGUUUUCAUGGAGAGAUUCACGAUUCCCGUUCCGAGGUUGGCCUUCAAUCCAGUCAGUCGCCGUGCAGCAUCAGAGGGGAAAGCGACUGACAAGCAAGAACAACGCGAGGCUGUUGGUGUUGAUGGCUUCGAGGAGGAGCGGCGCGCGGGCG
This is a messenger RNA of Mycena citricolor, 1845 nucleotides long. Lineage: Eukaryota; Fungi; Basidiomycota; Agaricomycetes; Agaricales; Mycenaceae. The record is from the annotation of a GenBank genome assembly.